AUGAGAGAUCGAAAGCUGAUUUUUAAGGGACUGUGGCUAUGCUCGACGGGGUUGGAACGAGACGUCAAGGAACAAGUACGGAAGAUGAUUGUAGCUUGUGGUGGUCAUUUCCAAGACGAUCUGGACGUGGAAACUACUACCCAUCUCAUUGCCAAUGCUGUAGGCUCUUUGAAACACCGCACUGCUGUAGCUUACGAGCUAAUUGUGGUCUCACCUUGUUGGGUCUUUGAGAGCUUUCGAGCUCAGAAGCUGCUAAAGGUUCAGGACUUUAGUCUCAAGCUGCUCGAAGGAAUGGGUUUGUGCACAUCCGGACUUACAGUCGAAGAGAAGGAGACGGUGGAACAAUUAGCUACAAGUCAUGGAGCUCAAUAUGAUGGACGACUGGAACUGGGGUUCACUAGUGUGCUUAUUGCACAGCAUCCAGAAGGGGCUAAAUAUGAAGCAGCAGUGGCUAAUCAUAUUCCAGUGGUGCAUCUUGGGUGGCUGUAUGCGUGUCUAGAGAGACAGAUCUUGGUAGAAGAGGAAGAAUUUGCAUUGCAAUCGGAAAUGGAUCAGCCGAGCUUGCAGCCGAACAAUAUUGCACUGAAUCAAUGGAAGAAGGCUCAGGAACUUGUAGCAGCAUUGCCCGAGUAUGUGAGAAAAUAUCGUCGUAGACAUCAUGAAGAUUGUAAAGAUCUGGAUGUGAUUGACAAGGAAGACGAUGAGGAAUGGAUGAAUUUGUUCGACGGUUGCGUCUUGUACCUGCUGGGAUUCGCACCACAGAUGAAUUCACUACUUCAGCGGUUGAUACGGACUGGUAUGGGGACAAUUUUCCAUAACGUGGUUGUACGUCAAGUGACGCACGUGGUUGUGAGCGCGUCUCUAUCGGAUAAACAGACUCUCGAUGCAAUCCGCGCUCGCGUGAUUGCUAGUUCUGCUGUGAAAGAGGUGCACUUCGUAUCGGCUAGUUGGCUGCUUGAUUGUGUCACGUGUAUGGACUUACAACCAGAGGCAUUGUAUCCAGUUGAGUUCGAUGUGCAUGUUUUCGAGACUGACCAUCAAACCGGCGAUCAUGUAGUCUCUGUUAUUGGUGGUAGCAGUCCUCCCGUUGCUGUCGAGCAAGGUCAUGUUGAGGUGAAAAACAAAGUGAGCUUAGACCCACUUGCACUGGCUGAAGAUAUGCUACAAAACGAAGACGGGAAGAGCAUCUUAACAACAUCAAAAGUGAUGCAGUUGUCUUCAAAAGGUAAGAGGAGGAGUAUCUUUGCGGGUUACUCGUUCUUACUGCUAUGCCAAGACCCUGAAGACCAACACAUGAUCAAGCCAAUGCUAAAGAACAUUCGUGGAGAGAGAGGUGGCGCCGAGGCCAUUGCAAUUGCUGCCAUUGAUUUCCCACGUUUAGAUCCCGAACAGUUUUCGUUUCUGAGUCAUGUAGUUGUGUGUACUGGUGUGGUGAUGAACGAGCAGGACGCACUCAAGAUGCAAGAACGUAUUCACCAAUUCCAGCGCAACCUACGAAAUACCGAUGAAGAUAACGCUGAGGUUGUUGAUAGACCUCAAAAGCGAAUGCGUCAUAACAGGAAGCCGCGGCAAAGGAUGUUGCAAUUUGUGUCGGAUUUGUGGGUCAACUGCUCGUUAGCUGCCAGGACAAAGCUUUCAUUCUCUUCACACAAACUAUUUGGAGUAAGUGCCAACUACCCGCGGGCUUUGUUCACGAACCCAGUGCCUCUACCAGGUUUUCAAGACGUGGUGGUCUCGACUUCCGUAUAUCGUGGCAUUGAACAGCUUGUGGUGGUUGAACUACUUCGGAUUGCUGGCGCAACUGUCACGACAACACUCAGCACGCAAAACACUCACUUGGUCUGCCUGAUACCUUUUGGUAUGAAGUACGAUAAGGCGACGAAGAGGGGGAUACAUGUCGUACGAGCGCGCUGGGUAGUAGAUAGCCUGGUAGCAGGCAAGCGUCUCAAUGAAGAGAUCUCGGAUUUUCAAGUUGUUGAGGGUCAUGAAUCUAGUAGCUUUAUCCACAUUGUAAGCGAGAAUGCCACCCAGUCGGUAUCUCCUUUUCGUUCCGCUUCAAGUGAUGGGUAA
This is a messenger RNA of Peronospora farinosa, 2070 nucleotides long. The record is from the annotation of a GenBank genome assembly. NCBI's taxonomy places the organism in Eukaryota, Oomycota, Peronosporomycetes, Peronosporales, Peronosporaceae.